Paralichthys olivaceus (Japanese flounder) is the source of this 3155-nucleotide messenger RNA. NCBI's taxonomy places the organism in Eukaryota, Metazoa, Chordata, Actinopteri, Pleuronectiformes, Paralichthyidae. The record is from RefSeq and is a predicted model, not a curated record.
CUUUAAACACACUCGGUACUUUCCGCACUCGCUCGGCCCUGCUCGAAAUCGCCCUCUUUCACUGCGGCUCCAUCGCCGAGCGAACUGGCCCGUUGCUCUCAUCCGAGAUCUCGGCGGAGACUGUCGAAUCCAUCAAAGCACCAUUUACGGAUCCCUGGAAGCUUUCAGCUCGUGCACAAAUGCAGGCUAUCAAAUGUGUGGUGGUCGGCGACGGGGCUGUGGGUAAGACCUGUCUGCUGAUUAGCUACACCACCAAUGCCUUCCCUGGUGAAUACAUUCCUACUGUCUUUGACAACUACUCUGCUAAUGUGAUGGUCGAUGGGAAACCAGUGAAUCUGGGCCUUUGGGACACAGCAGGACAGGAGGACUGGGCUGUGAAGUACCUGGAGUGCUCUGCGCUGACUCAGCGAGGCCUGAAGACAGUAUUCGAUGAGGCCAUCCGAGCUGUGCUCUGCCCUCCACCAGUAAAGAAAAGGGGGAAAAGGUGCACCAUGUUCUGAAGAAAAAACACUACAGUAACACUACACUACAUCACCAUGAACAACGACCAAUAUUUCAUCUGUUUUUUUUUUACCAUUAAUGAAUAGGCCAUAGGUUCUGAAAGACAGUGACUGUCCACUUUCUUUGUACUCAUAGAAUCACAUCAAGUUGCAUGAGGGCUGACAAUGGUAUGUAUAGGCCUAUUGGUUAUGAUAGCGCUGUGCUCAACAAAACAAUUGCUGUGAUCUUUUGGCAGCAAACCUACAGGUUAGCCACAUUACUUUGGAAGGUUAAGUCAAGACUAACAACAAUAAUAGAUUCCUAACUGGGCCCUGUGUUCACUCUGUGGUAAUUAGUUUGAUUAAAUGGUAAACACAUACUGAAAUGGAAAGGGCUUCAAGCUGACUUCUGAGGCCUGUCUUAUAGAGCGGCCAAGGGUAAAAAACUAGCAUUAAUAACUAAAUAAAUAUAUAACAAAAGUAAAGCUGUUUUCAGACAGGAACUCCGGAGAAUCAGGUCCGGAGUUUCUCCAGAGGUUGCCUUACACACAUGCACAAUGCAACGUGAGAUUCUCUGCUCUGACGCAUUUGCAACAGCAACAAAUCCUCCACAGGAUUCAGGUGAGGACUGGUGCAGCAGGCAAAGGCAGGAUGCAAGAUAUUAAUAUCGCUGCAGAGAUCACCUGUUUUUGUUUACAGCUCAUGGACAUCUCCAUCUGUGACAUCAACGUCUUUGUCUCCACUUUUUCAUCUGGAGAUAUUUUAUUUCUUUUUGUUUUUUUCUUUUUGCAUCUGUCGCAUGUUAGAAGCGGCAUCAGCCAACCCGUCCCUCACGAUGAAUCCUGUGAAAGAGUUCCUGCUGUGCUUUCACAUCAGCACCUCCCGACUUCCGAGGGGGCCAGUCUGAGAAAGUCCUUAAAAACUCCAGAGGCUCUCUCAUACACCUUUGCUCCGGAGGAUCUCUGGAGAUCAGUGCAUGUUUGAGAGCAGUUUAAAAGAUGUGGCUGUAAAAUGCUAUUUACUAGUCAAGUCAAGAAUUAAUAUUCAAGCUCAAUGUUAAUAGUAGUCAGACAAAACAAGAUUAACUGAAGGUAAACCCUUUGUUUUUUUUAGAUUUUAACUAUGUGUCAUGUUCUUUGUCAAUGAACACUAUCUUGGGAUCAGUCAUAUGAUUUGUUUUUUAAUUGAAAUGUUUCACUUUUAGCAAGGUGGAACUAUUUUAUCCAGUCUGUGCUAAUUUUUUAAACACUUCAGUUCUUACUUCUGACAAAAAUCGGAUCUUUGUCAAGUGUCUUUGGGUAACUUUAUCUAACUGUGACAGAGCAUGCCAAACGUGGGGGCUGUACAACCUUGAUGCCUGAGUUCUGCCUGUGGGGGUGUGGGAGCUUGCAUGGGUCUUAGAAUAUUCUGCUUUAAUUUAUCCCAUCAUUUCGAUUUUGUCUCUGUUCCUCUGUUUGUGUGUUUGUCUGUGUGUAUGUAUGUGUAUGUAUGAAUGCUGGUGUUUUUGUGUUUGGACAAGAACGUGUCAAAGAGACAGUGUUGUUUGACAGUUUGGGAUAGAUUAUAAAACACAGUAUUGUUUUAAGUUUGUUGUUUGAUACUAUUUCAUAUUGUGUUGUUGGACUACACAAUACAUUUCAACACUGUGGAUAUAAAGAAAGAAGAAAAUGGGUAUCAAUGACAUCUUGUAAUGUACAGAAUAAUGCUUAGGAAAAAAAUCUAUCUAUGUUCCUCAUUAUUUAACUCUUAAAGUUAAAAUUAAAGGGAUUAUAGUUGCUCAUGUCAAAGCUAGAAGUGUUGCUAACAAUGUUCGAUAAAGGUUCCGGUCUUUGUGGAGUUAGUCAUCGUGGCAAACAGCACAGAUUGCACCUUUAUGACAUGCAUUUCUGUAUGGUUGCAGGCCUGCAGUCUGUCUCUCUCAUGUGGUGAGACACAGCACUGCAUUCCAUUCAUGCUGUCUUUGGUUAGCAUAGCAAACUGUGUGGUUGAAUCAUGUCAUGUGGUCCUGCCUAGCUAAGGUGUCGAAAUGUAGCUGAGAAAUGCAGAAAAAAAAUUCUUAUCUACUAUUGCAUGGAAGUUCACUGGUCAUUUGACCCAUUGUUAUUCUAAGGAGAGGUUGUUUGUUGAAAUGCAUUGACCAUGUACGUAUGUAAUGUAAGACGACUUGUACACGUUUUAAUUGUUUGUCUUAUAUUUUAUUACUUCAUGUUUGAGUGGUGAAAUAUUUAAAGUUUUUGUAAACUAAAUACAAAUGUCUCUGUAAAGUAGUUGUGCUUUCUGUUAUGAUUUAAUCUCUGCUCCAGCCUUUUCCUUCUCUUUAUCCCACAACAACCACAUAAUGACCUAUUGUAGAUAGACAUUACAACAAUAACGUGAAUGAAAAAGCUGUUGUCCCCAAAAUAUAUAAGUAAUAAAGAGAUUAACAUGUGUAAAAUGAAUCCAAGACAAAGUAAGGUGGGUAAAACUGGUAUUUUCCAAAAAGUAUUAACAAGAUAGCCAAACAAAUAAAUAUGAAGCAGUAACUGAAAGGGGAACUCCUCUUUGAUACAGGGGAGGUCAGUACCUACAACAGAUGAGAUUGAAAGAGCUGCAAAGCUGAGACGCCAGCUAAAAUAGCUGGCAAGUUUAAGUUGAAUUUUGUUGAGUUUAUUUUUCGUCAGGGGUGAAAAUAAAGAU